Messenger RNA from Blepharisma stoltei, 2039 nucleotides. The record is from the annotation of a GenBank genome assembly. Lineage: Eukaryota; Ciliophora; Heterotrichea; Heterotrichida; Blepharismidae.
AUGGGAAUUUGUUGCCAGCGAGACAUUAAACUGAGAUUUCCUCCAUAUGCUGAAGGCAUAAAAUUUUCUAAUUUAUCACCACAUGCAAUACUCGACAGUAAUGAAUAAAAAGAUGUAAGAGAAUACUACGAAUUUAUCAAAGUCAUAGGCUACGGACAAUUUGGAACAGUAAGGGAAGCCAUAAAAAUGCUAAACGCGAAGCCAUUGGAAAUUUCAAAUGAAGCCGCCAGAGGAAAACAUUACGCAGUCAAGUCGAUUUCAAAAGAUAGAGUGCUAAAAGAGACUGAAUCGCUACUCCCCCCCCCCCUCUGUGAGUGGACAAAAAAAUUUUUGUUUACUCACGGAAGGGGGUUAAUUUUUUUUUUUUAAAAAAAUUUAUAUGUAAAUUUUAUAAAAAAUAUUUUUUUUCGAAAUUUAAAAAAAUCCUAAUUUGCAAAAAUUUGAAAGCAAAUAUUAAUUUUAAUUUAUAAAAUUUAUGUUUUAAAAAGCAAUUCAUUUAAAAUUAAACAGAAUUAGCUCUAGAUUUCAUUAUAUUAAUUAUCAUUUAUAUAUCAAAUUUUUUUACAUAAAAAAUUUUUCUUCACUCUCGGAGGGUGGGUUUUUGGGCAAAAAAUAGCGAUUUUUCUAAUGGUUUUGUUCACUCACAGAGGGGGGGGGGAGUAAGAAGAGAGCUCGAAAUUUUGCAGAUUGUAGAUCACCCUAACAUCAUUAAAAUGUAUGAAAUUUAUGAAGACAAAAAGUAUAUACAUAUUGUGAUGGAGUUAUGCACAGGAGGUGACCUCUUUGAUUAUUUAUUACUUAAAGGGACUUUAAAUGAAAUGGAAGUAGCAACGAUAAUGAAAAAACUGAUGCUUGGGGUCAAACACUUGCAUAGGCUAAAUGUGUGUCAUCGAGACCUGAAACCGGAAAAUUUCAUGCUAAGUCAUGCAGGGCCUGAUGCUGAAAUAAAAAUCAUUGACUUUGGGAUGUCUAUAAAAUUUACCAAUAACCAAAUGAGUACUAUGGUUGGGACUCCUUAUUAUUUAGCUCCUGAAAUGAUGCAUGAAACAUAUGGCAAAGAGUGUGAUUACUGAUCUCUUGGUGUAAUAAUGUACUUCUUACUUGUUGGUAAGCAUCCGUUUAUUGGAGUGAACGUCAAUGAUGUGUUCAUGAGAAUAUCCAGAGGACAUUUUUCAUUUUCUCAUCCAAAGUGAGCAAAUAUUUCUAGUGAAGCAAAAGACUUGAUCUCCAGACUCCUUGUGCUAGACCCAGCCCAGCGUUAUAACAUGUCCCAGGCAUUAAUGCAUCCGUGAUUUCAGCGUUUUAUGGUCAACCAACCUGAGCCCGUUAAUUUAAAUAUUUUCAAUUCUUUGAAGAACUACAAGGCUAGAGGAAAGCUCUGACAGGAAACCAUGAAACUAGUAGUUAAAAAUCUUUCUGAAGAACAAAUUUCAGAACUUCACAAUGCUUUUAUGUCUUUGGAUUCAGCAAAUCAAGGUUACAUUACUGCAAUCGAUAUAGAGCAAGCCAUGAUUAGGCAGGGCCAUGAAAUUUUCCUUGAUGAUUUUCACAAUAUGAUUAGAAACAUAGAUUAUAUAGGAAAAGGAAAACUAAAUUACACAGAGUUUAUAGUAGCUGUUCUCGAUAGGAAGAAGAUUCUAAAUGAAGAAAUCAUAUGGGAUGUUUUUAAAAAGUUUGAUCUUGUAUGAAAUAUAUAGAAUAAUGAGGAGAAAAUUGGAGUUAAAGAAUUAAAAACGGCACUUGAAGUAGCAGGCUGUUCCCUUAAUAGCAAUGAUUUUAAUGAAAUUGUGAAUGAGUUUCAAUUGAAAGCUGGGGAAUUUAUGGAUUUUGCUCAUUUCAAAGAAAUAAUGAUGUGCUUUUCCGAAGAUAACUCUAUGAGAUUUUCACUAGGAACAGAAGAAUCGCCAAGAAAUUCAGUGAGGAGGCUGUCUAAGCAAAGAUUGAGUAUACGAAGAGUUAGUCGGAUUUCUGAAAGAAGAAGCAGUACAAAUUCAAAAGUUUCUGCCAGUGACUUUCCUGUGUGUAAAACAAUGACAUAA